Messenger RNA from Amaranthus tricolor (Joseph's coat), 4552 nucleotides. RefSeq names its product kinesin-like protein KIN-4C. Gene Ontology annotation, biological process: microtubule-based movement; mitotic spindle organization. The record is from RefSeq and is a predicted model, not a curated record. The transcript has 27 exons. Bases 268 to 4086 code for a protein of 1272 amino acids. NCBI's taxonomy places the organism in Eukaryota, Viridiplantae, Streptophyta, Magnoliopsida, Caryophyllales, Amaranthaceae. Gene Ontology annotation, molecular function: microtubule motor activity; microtubule binding; ATP binding.
UCGCUAUUUCAAAUUCAAUUUCAAUUUCAAAAUUUCUCUAUUCAACAACGUUCGUCAUUUUCACCCUACUUUCUCUCUCCAUAUUAGGUCAUUUCUCUCUCCUCUAUUACUCACCCUGAAUCUCCAUUAGCUCAAGUUUCUUCUUUACCCCAAUUUCACCAUCCCUAAUUUUCUUCGAUGUUCUUCUUCUUCUUCGUUUCCUUGAGGAAUUUACCCUAACUUUUGCGCAAUCUGAAAAUUGGUUUUUAAUUUCUAGGUUUUAAUAAAAUGGAGAUUAACGGUGAAGGUAAGAGUUCAUCAACGCAUGAUAAAGAAUGUGUGCGUGUCGCUGUCAAUGUACGGCCAUUGAUCACUUCGGAGCUUCUUCUAGGUUGCACCGAUUGCAUUACCGUUUUUCCCGGUGAACCUCAGGUGCAAAUUGGGUCUCAUGCGUUCACAUUUGACUAUGUUUUUGGAAGUGGAGGAAUUCCUUGUGCGAGAAUUUUUGAUGAAUGUGUUGCGCCUUUAAUUGAUGCUUUAUUCAAAGGUUACAACGGUACCGUUCUUGCUUAUGGUCAGACGGGUUCCGGGAAGACAUACACCAUGGGAACAAAUUAUAGUGGUGGAGAUACAGCAGAGGGAAUAAUCCCAAAAGUCAUGCACACAAUUUUUUCUCGGGUUGAGUCAAUGAGAGGUUCGACCGAGUUCCUUAUUCGAGUGUCCUUUAUUGAGAUCUUCAAAGAGGAAGUUUUUGAUCUUCUUGAAGCAGCAAAGUCCACUGGACCUUCUAGAGCUCCAAUACAAAUUAGAGAAACAGUUAAUGGUGGCAUUACGUUAGCUGGUGUUACAGAGGCAGAAGUAAGGUCAAAAGAAGAGAUGGCAACGUAUUUGACACGUGGUUCUGUUGCUCGUGCCACUGGUAGCACUAACAUGAACAGCCAAUCAAGUCGAUCCCAUGCUAUUUUUACAAUAGCAAUGGAACAAAAAAAGAUUGUGCCAAAUGGUGAAAUAAGUGAAGACAUAUUAAGUGCGAAGCUUCACUUGGUUGAUCUUGCUGGUUCUGAACGGGCCAAACGAACAGGGGCAGAUGGAAUGCGUUUGAAGGAAGGAAUUCACAUCAACAAGGGACUUCUAGCUCUUGGUAAUGUAAUCAGUGCCCUUGGAGAUGAAAAGAAAAGGAAAGAAGGAGGACACGUACCAUACCGAGACAGCAAGCUCACACGACUAUUACAGGAUUCAUUGGGAGGAAAUAGCAAAACCGUAAUGAUUGCGUGUGUUAGCCCUGCUGAUACCAAUGCAGAGGAAACUCUAAAUACCCUGAAGUACGCAAAUCGUACUCGUAAUAUUCAAAAUAAGGCAGUUGUAAAUCGUGAUCCAAUUGCUGCUCAGAUGCAAAAAAUGCGGGGUCAAAUUGAGCAGCUUCAGGCAGAGCUGCUUUAUUACCGUGGUGAUUCUAGCGUCUCUUUUGAAGAGCUUCAGAUUUUGAAGCACAAAAUAUCAUUACUUGAAGAGAGUAAUGCUGAGCUACAACGCGAACUUCAAGAACGGCGCAUUAGUUGUGAGCAUUUAGCUCAGCGUGCUCGUGAUGCACAGGUUGAAAAGGACCAACUGAUUAUUAAACUUGAAGCAGCUAGGAAUGGAAAGCCAUGGGAUGAGAUUGAGCCUUUGGGGAAUCAGGAAAUUGAUUUGGUCAAGAGUUAUGUGUCAAAGAUCCAAGAAUUGGAGCAAGAGUUGGUGCGACUCCAACAUUUGAGCAGAAUGAAGCGCGAUGGUUUUCAUGAUUUUGACUCAGAUGAUGACGCUCUACCCUCAAAGAAUGAUUACCUAGCCAACCUCAGUGAGCUUUCGUCUGAAUCUGAUACAAAGGAGAUGGCAGGUGUUGACAUUGAAGAGAAGGAGUUAGAGCAUUCCUCUUUACAAGAAAGAUUAGACAUGGAAUUAAAAGAAUUAGACAGGAAACUACAACAGAAGGAGGCUGAAAUGAAGCGCGUUGCUGGUUCUGAUACGUCAGUUCUUAAGCAGCAUUAUGAAAAGAAAGUUUUUGAAUUGGAACAUGAAAAGAAGGCCUUGCAGAAAGAGAUUGAGGACCUGAAGCAUAAACUUGGUAGUAUUUCGUCAACCUCUGGUGACGGUGCUCAAAAACUCAAAGAAGAAUACCUUCAGAAGCUAAAUGUACUCGAAUCACAGGUUUCUGAGCUAAAAAAGAAACAAGAAGCUCAAGCUCAAAUUCUAAGACAAAAGCAAAAGAGUGAUGAUGCAGCAAAGAGGUUGCAGGAUGAGAUACAGCGAAUAAAAUCACAGAAGGUUCAAUUACAAAACAAAAUUAAGCAAGAAUCUGAACAGUUUAGAUUGUGGAAGGCAUCGCGGGAAAAAGAAGUGCUCCAGCUUAAGAAAGAGGGAAGGAGGAAUGAGUACGAGAUGCACAAACUGUUGGCACUGAAUCAGAGGCAAAAGAUGGUUUUGCAGCGGAAGACUGAAGAGGCAUCUAUGGCAACAAAGCGAUUAAAGGAGCUCCUUGAGUCUCGAAAGGCUGCUUCUCGAGAAGGAUUUGCUGCCGGCAUUGCCAAUGGACCUGGAGCACAGGCUCUGAUGCAUGGAAUUGAGCAUGAACUUGAGGUUACAGUACGUGUGCAUGAAGUUCGCUCCCAAUAUGAGCGCCAAAUGGAAGAGAGGACCAAAAUGGCUCAAGAGAUUGCAAGGCUGAAAGAAGAAGCUGUAAUGCUAAAACAGAAUAAUUUGAGUGAAUGUCCUGAAAGCAUGUCUCCUGGUGCAAGAAACUCAAGGAUUUUUGCACUUGAAAAUAUGCUUGCAACUUCUUCUAGCACCUUGGUCUCAAUGGCAUCUCAACUAUCAGAGGCAGAAGAACGUGAACGUGUCUUUAGUGGUAGAGGACGCUGGAACCAAGUUCGCUCUCUUGCUGAAGCAAAAAAUUUGAUGAACUUUCUAUUUAAUUUGGCGUCAUCCUCCAGAUGCAUGGUACGCGAUAGAGAACUUGACUGUAGAGAGAAGGAUUCUGAGAUAAAGGAUUUGAAAGAGAAGGUUGUUAAGCUCAAUGGUUGUGUUAAACAACUGGAGAAACAAAAUUCAGAACUUAAGCAGCAGUUGCAGCACGUACAAUCAGUCUAUGGUGAAAUCCGUACGUAUGACUUGCGUCAGGGUCCAAGAAGCUCUGGUUUUUUUAAGUUUCCUGGUAAUAGUUUAGAGCUAUUGGAGGACAUGGAUACCUCUGAUUCGGAGCAUUCUCAAUCUGGCGAGGAGUCUGCGGAUGAUGAAUGGGUACAUCCCAUGUUUAUUGGAAAGAAAAGGAACGCCAGGAAGGGAGGUCGUUCAGGUUCCGAGUCUCAAUCAUUAGAAACUGAUGGUAGUGAAAGUCUGAAAAGAGAGGAUUCAGUUGAUACAGUCAGUUCAGGUAAAGAGAAGUCCAUACAUGGCCUCUGCUGUUCAUGUAGCAAACAAUCAUUUUGCAAGACCAUGAAGUGUGAAUGCCGUGCGGUUGGAGGAAACUGCUCCGAAUCCUGUGGCUGCUCCUCCAAUAAAUGUAGUAAUAGAGAAGACCAGAAGGUUAAUGUGGAAGAGCAAGACACAGGGAGUAAAAAGAAUGGCAUACUUCCCGAUGAAGUUGAGCAUGCUCAAGAUCUUGCUUCCCAAGGUGCAACUUUACUUCGAAGCGCACUAGCUGACAUGCCAGCUGAACAACGUGAAGAAAAUUGUGGUUCAAGGAAGCCUUUGGCUGACAUUGGGAAUACAACGAGCAAAUUAAAUGCUCCAAAGCCAAACAAGCGGAAAACGUGGAGGAAAUCAACAAUUCAGCUAGUCCCCGCAGCCCCAGCUUCGGGCCAAGCUGAGAAUCAAUCUGUAAAGGAGAGUAAUGCUGUCGAGAAUAAUGUAGAAGCAAAGCCAGAGAGCAGUACAGCUGAAACGAACAUCCCUUUGAAGUUACCAAGGGCAAUGCGAUCUGCUUCAUCAAACAUCAGUAAUCCUUUGAGAGUGAAGAAUUCAGAACAUGGAGAAGAACCUGUUGUACAGAAAGAGUCUGGUGAACCUGCUCGGAGAAGUCCUCUACGCAGACCAAAGAAAACCGAGGAAAAAGAAAAUUUUAAUCAUUAAUGUUAAAGUGGUGAUCUCUUUAUAUAGGAAUUCUGUAGAGCCUUUGAUAGUUGAAGCCAUCUUGAGCCCACUUGGAGAGAUUUAGACGAGGAUUGAUCGAUCCUUGAUUCAUUGGGGACUUGGGGACUUGGUAUCAUUGAUUGAUCCUCAAUUUAUUGGUAUCAUUCAUGGGGAAUUUGGGUAGGGGUUAAGAGGCAUCGUGUAUUUCUUCAAUUUGUUUACCAUCGCGUUAACUGGUGUGACCUUUAGUUUUCUUGAGGUUUUUAGACCCCUAACUGUGCUGUAUGUAAGAGAUUAGUUCAAGAAGCAGAUAAAUAUAGGUGCUGCUUUGUUUUAAUUACCACAAAUUGUUUGAUUACCACCAAAAUUUGUUUUAUUUUUGUAAGAUUUUUGCAUAUGGUAGCAUCCUGUUAGAUUCUUGUAUAUUUCUUUUUAAUUCACUAUUUUAACGUUUCUACCCUUAUGA